AUGGCUUUGGGAAAUCAUGCUGAAGUGAGUUUGCAAAAUGAGAAGUCCUCCGGCACCAACUCAAAUUCUCCUGCAGGUAAAAAUCAUUUUCCAGUGGUCAAAGUGAAUUGUGAGGUCAAGGAUGAAGAGAUAGUUGAUAAGCAGGGCAGAGGAAAAGUCUGGAGCUGUUGCCCAGAGAAUUGGAAGUCAUUUAGUUACAGUUGCUGCUUUUUUUCUACUGAUGCAAAAUCUUGGAAUGACAGUCAGGAGAACCGCUCUAGAAUGGAGGCUCACCUGGUGGUGAUCAACAGCAAGGAAGAGCAGGAUUUCAUCACUCAGGAUAUGGACAAAAACGCUGCUUAUUUUGUGGGGCUAUCAGAUCCAGAGGGUCAAGGACACUGGCAAUGGGUUGAUCAGACCCCAUACAACCAAAGUGCCAUAUUUUGGCAUCUAGGUGAACCAAGUCAUAGUGAAGAGUGUUGUGUUAUAGUACAUUCUCGUCCUCUAUCAUUGCAAUGGGGCUGGAAUAUAUACUUUGUAAAGAUCGUCAAUGAUCAGUUUGUGAAAUGA
Marmota monax (woodchuck) is the source of this 549-nucleotide messenger RNA. Its product is annotated as C-type lectin domain family 4 member A-like. The transcript is spliced from 4 exons. The coding region runs from base 1 to 549 and encodes 182 amino acids. Lineage: Eukaryota; Metazoa; Chordata; Mammalia; Rodentia; Sciuridae. The record is from RefSeq and is a predicted model, not a curated record.